Cornus florida is the source of this 1737-nucleotide messenger RNA. RefSeq lists its product as uncharacterized. Gene Ontology annotation, biological process: transcription initiation at RNA polymerase II promoter; transcription by RNA polymerase II. Lineage: Eukaryota; Viridiplantae; Streptophyta; Magnoliopsida; Cornales; Cornaceae. Bases 220 to 1461 code for a protein of 413 amino acids. The record is from RefSeq and is a predicted model, not a curated record. The transcript is spliced from 11 exons. Gene Ontology annotation, cellular component: transcription factor TFIIA complex.
CAUAUCCCCCCCUCGCUGUUCUCUCAUCUUUCUCGCUCUAGCUUUCACUUCAGACCCCCACCGCCAAACCCUUGCAUGAACUUCAUAGCAUGUAAUAAGAUUUCUGAAGCAUAUCUCUGUCGAUUUUGAGAAGAUCUUGCAUCUUUCCUUUUUAGUCUUUCAUUAUUAUUUCAGCAAUUAAGAAAAUCUGAAGGUAGACAGUGCUUCGGAGAAUCGGGAAUGUCGAGUUCCAUCACGAGCGCUGUCUACGUCCAUGUCAUUGAAGACGUUAUCAAUAAAGUCCGAGAAGAGUUUAUCAACAAUGGCGGUCCAGGCGAAAGUGUUCUCAGCGAGCUUCAAGGAAUUUGGGAAAUGAAGAUGAUGCAAGCUGGUGCUAUAUUGGGUCCUAUAGAGAGGUCUACUGAUCCGAAGCCAACACCAGGGGGCCCUACCGCUCCUGUUCAUGAUCUUAAUGUACCAUAUGAAGGAACUGAGGAGUACGAAACUCCAACAGCUGAGAUACUCUUUCCUCCAACGCCUUUACAGACUCCCAUGCAAACGCCUCUACCAGGAACUGUCCAAACACCUCUACCAGGAGCUGUCCAAACACCUCUACCAGGAUCGGUCCAAACACCAGGAACGGCGGACAACUCGCCAUAUAACAUUCUUACUGGUGGUACUCCCAUCACUCCUAGUGACUAUCCUGCUCUAAAUGAUACUGGUGGUGGUACAGAGACGAAGGUUGGGAGACCUAGCCCGUACAUGCAGCCACCUUCUUCUUGGAUAAAUCAAAGGCCCCCUGUCAGUGUAGAUGUUAAUGUUGCUUAUGUUGAAGGGCGGGAAGAGGCAGACAGGGGAACUGCACAUCAACCCAUGACACAGGAUUUUUUCAUGUUGUCUUCUGGUAAGCGGAAGCGGGAGGAUAUUGCUUCACAGUAUCAUACAGGUGGAUACAUACCACAGCAAGACGGACCUGGAGAUGACAUAGCAGAUAAUAUUGAGUUAAGUCGAGGAAGUAAUACUCAACCUGACCUAGUUACCACUGCAAGUGGAAAGAUGCGACUAGGGGCAAGUUUGUCUUCUAGGAUUUCACAAGUGGAUGGGCCGACUCCGGAUCCUUAUGAUGAUGUGCUUUCUACACCCAAUAUAUACAAUUAUCAAGGAGUUGUCAAUGAAGACUAUAAUAUAGUGAAUACACCAGUGCCAAAUGAUCUUCAAGCAGGUACUCCUGCUGUUGUCACUCAGAAUGAUGUUGGAGAUGAUGAUGAUGAUGAUGAGGAGCCCUUGAAUGAAAAUGAUGAUGAUGAUUUUGAUGAUGUGGAUGAAGGAGAGGAGCUAAACACACAGCAUUUAGUUUUGGCUCAAUUUGACAAGGUGACCCGUACCAAGAGCAAGUGGAAAUGCACAUUAAAGGAUGGUGUCAUGCAUAUUAACAAUAAAGACAUUCUCUUCAACAAGGCAACAGGAGAAUUUGACUUCUGAUCCUAUUUUGGGGAACGCAUUCACCACACGAAAUGCUUGAUGCUUUUGAGAAGGGAAUGGAUGGUAGGUCAGUUGUACAGAGAGGGAGAACCUUUUUGGCCCUAAAUGGAUUGUUAAGUGAGAAGUUUGAAUCUUAACGUUUUCUUGGUGGAAUAUGUAAUUUCAUUUAUUAUAUACUUGAACAUGUUACUUAAUUUACGACGAAUUGCAUUGUUGUUGUUGUUGUUGUUGUUUAUUUAUUUUUAAUUUAUUUUUGUUUUAUUUUAUUUUAUUUUA